Molecule: messenger RNA, 2976 nt
Organism: Lizanozyma spartinae
Lineage: Eukaryota; Fungi; Ascomycota; Pichiomycetes; Serinales; Debaryomycetaceae
Gene: NUP159
Product: FG-nucleoporin
Exons: 3
Coding region: 1-2976 (991 amino acids)
Molecular function (GO): protein binding
Source: RefSeq, a predicted model, not a curated record
AUGUCUGUUCUUGAGGAGCAGAUCUCCGACACUGUUGGAUUUAAGUUAUGCACCAAAGAGGAGGGCAUUGCUGUUUUCUCACAAGCCAUCGAAUUGGAUCCAGUAAGAGAUAAACAAUUGAGUCUUUUAGCAGUGGGUAACCUCACAGGUAAAAUAGCACUUUCCAAUGUGACUAGUAUCAAGAUUGGUAAGACUAGUCAAUUCCAUCCCAAAGAACAAGAAGAAGACGUCGACGAGUUAGAUAUAGGCUCUUUGAAGGUUGUGCAUGGUUCUGGUAAAAUCAGGGAGGUUAAAUUUAACGCCACAGAGAAAAGGUUAUGGGUCCUAGAAGACGACAAAUUGGCAUAUAUUUCAUUAAAGAAUGAUCUUGAAGAAACGAAGUUGGAAUUAGAAUAUACAAGAUUCACCGAGAUUAGUAGCAUUCUUCCUCACCCUAUAAUAUCGGGUCACUUGGCCUUCGUAACCAAUGAUAAUGUAUUGCACGUGUUGCCUAAUUGUGAAGAGGGAAACUCAAUAGAAGUUUUACAAGAUGUCCGUUGUUUUGCAUGGGCCAUGGAUGGGAAGUCACUUGUCGCUAUGAAGAACUCAAACGAGAUCUAUGUGUUCAAUGUUGAUGGUGAGAAGAAGAAUGCCUUGACUGUAGACACUUCGGUUGCAUCUGACCUCGAUUUAAAUGUUGAUACUCUUGUCCCCUGCUCUAUACAAUCGUUGUCUAAUGAUAAAUGGCUUGUCGUGUACGAUGGAGAAGAUGCUUCUCCAGAUGAUCACCAUAUAGCCUCUUUUGUGGUAACUACGAGUGGUGAACCUGAAACAACAACAACAACAACAACAACAAUAGCAGCAGAGAUUCUUUUACCGGGAUUUGACUCUCAGAGAUGUACCAGUUACUAUUCACAAUCUUUACCUAACUGGUCGCAGAACUAUCCUAGUCUAGCUUUAGCUACAUCUUCCCUUGCCACAGAAAUUGUUGUGCUUAAUAUGGGAAUUAAGGCUCUGUUUAUUACUCCAGAUGAAGAUUUAUACCGUACAAUAUUCCCCAUGAACGAUACAACUGAGGAAGACACCAAUGCUCUUGGUUUUGCAGUUGACUUAACUGGCACACAUCUCAAGGUUAUCCAACCUUGGGCAGGUUUGGAUGAAGCAGUUGGUGUUUUGCCUAUAGCCUGGGUAUUAUUAGACACAGGUCGUUUAAGUGGGUGGUAUCUUGUCGAUAAGCAAGGUAUACAAAAUCUGCAAUUGAGCUUAUUAGGAACACUCGGGAGCCAUGAAAAGGAGGUUAUAUCCGGUGAUUUGGAAUCAGAAAACAGUGAUGUUGAGCUUGGAAGGAAGAAUAGUAAUCCUUUUGCAUCCUCAGCCUCGGAAGCAAAUCCAUUUGCACCCUCCAAAACGUCUCCUUUUGGAACCAUCUCUACCGAAGGCAAUCCCUUUGCCUCAGGGUUUGGUAAAACCUCUGCACUGGAUUCUUUGAAGGACGCAAGCGCUAGCUCAGCUAUAACCCAUCAGGACUCUGAAAAGAAACCCUCACCUUUUGAUACUAUGAAGAAAGAUUUAAUAAUUGAAACUCUGGAAGUAUCUACAAAGGAGAGCUCACCAGUUGAUGAGCCUGGGUCCACAAUCUCGACCAAUUCUCCUUCAAACAAUCAAAAUGCUAACUCCAAUGGCUCAACACCUUAUGCUGUACCUGUUGACGCAGCCCUGGAAGUUGGAGUCGAAUCAGGAAAUGAAUCGCUGAUAGGAAUAGAAGUAGUUCCAACUGGUUCAUCUAUGAACUUUCUCAAAAAAGAAGCUGAUUCGUUAGAGGAUGGGCAUAACAGUAAAAGCAUGGGUUCUCCAGGUAAUCCUAAAGGAUUUAUCACUAAGAAUCAAUUUACUAUGAGGAAUUCAAGUCAAAAUUUGUCAAGCUUUUCUGUAAGUCUGGUAAAGUCUGGAGAUUUUGAAAAUACUCAUCCCAAUAUACAAAUUGAGCUCUUAGCAGGAGCAUCUGAUAAGAAGGAAGGGUAUAUUGAAAGUCUUGAUGAGAGCGAAAUAUCUGCAGAAGAACCACCUGAGGAGACGGAAUCGAGUUCCGUAACCGAUUCCGUUCAAGAACCAUUUGAAGUGCUUGGAGAACCAACCCUUGACGUUGAAGAAGAUUCAGAUGGCUCUAUUGAGGAGACAAGUGAGUUUGAAAAGAUCCGCUUUAGUGGGCCUAGACCACCAGUUUCCUACAGUCGUUAUGACGGACCAACUAAAGAAUUACCUAGAAGCAAUAAUGAGAUCUAUGAUAUGAUGGUUCAAAUAUACAACCAUACUGAAGGGCAAUUAAAGGUUUUGCACAUGAACACCAGAAGUUUUGAAAAGUUUGUUAAGAGUAAUGAACAAAAGGAUUACUCAGAUAAUUUUAGCAAAGACUUGGCGUCGUGGAGAUUAGCAUGGUGUGAAAUGUUCCAAGAGAUUCUUAUAGACUUUUCCUCUGAAGUUUAUGAUCUUGCGACGAUCUUGAAAGCGCAAUUGACGAAAUCUGAAAAGGUGAAAAAAAAUGCCAAUGAGCUUCGUAAGGGGGUAGAAGAGAUUCAAAAGAUGUUGGCAUUCAUUGCAAAGUUCCAAGCGGAGAAGAAUGAAGAAGUUUUAAAGAAGAUGGAAUUAGAUUUAGGUAGUCAGAAACUUCAAAGAAGCUUACGAACAAAGCUUUCAAAUGUGGAACAACAAUAUGAAAAGUUAAUUGCAUUGAUGAUGCCACUCAAGACCAGAUUCUCCGAUCCACAGAAUAUGAUAUUUAAUAUAAACAAGGCCAUUCUUCGUCUUCAGUCAAAUGUGGUCAAAUGUGAAGGGAGGUUUUUGAAUCUUGAACGUCUCAAUUCAUCCACCAGCAAAGCUACUCAAAAACUCGUUGAUUAUACCCCGCUCACACAGGAAUCAAAGGCGGAUGAUUCAAGACUAUCUCAAUGGGAUUACGGGUUAGUUGAAGUAUGUCAGAAACCAGCACUUUUUGAAUAA